Molecule: messenger RNA, 423 nt
Organism: Diachasma alloeum
Lineage: Eukaryota; Metazoa; Arthropoda; Insecta; Hymenoptera; Braconidae
Exons: 1
Coding region: 1-423 (140 amino acids)
Source: RefSeq, a predicted model, not a curated record
AUGAAGGAGGAAGUUCACGCAGCCCUGCAAGAAGCGGCGGGAAAAGCAUACAAAAUUCUGCUCGCUGCCGUCAAGUCUCUUCGCAAUGCCUAUGGGGGGACUCAAACUGCAUUGGUGACACUGCCGUCGUCGACGGUGAAGAUCAUUCUGAGCGACCGCGGUAAGAUCAUGAUUGGCUGGGUAAACUGCGGAAUUAGAGUAGUGAAGAAACCAACCAAAUAUUUCAAGUUCUGGCAUUAUGGACGUUUCACCACCCAGUGCAAGAGUGAAGUGGACCGGUUCAGUCUCUGCAUUAAGUGCGGAGAAGGUAGCUAUGAGGCCGUCGAAAAAGGCAGCGUAAAGAAUUGUGCUCACGUCGCUGGUAGCAGUAGAUGCUCAGCAUACAAGGAGGCGCUCCAGAAGCUCACUAACAAACGACGAUGA